UGGCGGCGGCGGCGGCGACGACGGCGACGGGGGGGUGACGGGAGAGAGGAGGACACCAACGCCGACAGCCGGUGGCGUCGCUCGGAUGGUGUUGUUGUUGUUGUUGCUCCGGACGAGGCGACGAUGCGGCCGCACUGCUGGGUGAUGGUAGUGCUGGCGGGGACCAUGUCGUACUUCAGCCCGGAGAGAGCGCUCGGAGCCCCGCAGAGGGAAGUGUCUCAGACCAGAGCUGCUUCCCUCUCUCCUCCGCCCUACGUCGUCAUCCUCAUCUCUUGCUCUGGCCUUGUCUCUUUUGUCCUGCUCCUCCUGACCUGUCUGUGCUGUAAGAGAGGAGGAGUGGGGUUCAAUGUAAGUCUUCAACAUGAGUUCGACAAUCCAGACGGGGAGGAAUGCUCCGGAGGCUCCAGUCCCAUCCAGGAGGACAGCCUGUCGUCAUGCGCCUCCCUCCCUGAAGUCUACACCUUGCCAGUCCGAGAGAGGCCCAGCUGCCUCGCCCGGCAGGAUGGAGCAGACUCUAAGACUCAAUGGUUUAAAAGACACACUUUAAACUACCUUCAGGAGAUAGGAAAUGGCUGGUUCGGAAAGGUGAUCCUGGCUGAAGUGCUGUGUGACUGCACCUCCUAUCAGGCCGUGGUGAAGGAGCUGCGUCUCAGCGCCAGCCCUCUGGAGCAGAGGAAGUUCUUGGCCGAGUCUGAGCCGUACAGGAGCCUUAAACACCCCAACAUCCUUCAGUGUUUGGGGCAAUGCAGUGAGAGCAUUCCCUUCCUCCUGGUUAUAGAGUUCUGUCAGCUGGGUGACCUGAAGAGGUAUCUGAGAGCCCAGCGCAAGUCAGAUGGGAUGACCCCUGACCUACCGACCCGAGACCUCUUGACUCUCCAGAGAAUGGCUUAUGAGAUCACCUCUGGUCUGCUGCAUCUCCAUGAAAACAGCUACAUCCACAGUGACAUGGCUUUAAGAAACUGCCUGCUGACAUCAGACCUCACGGUUAGGAUCGGCGAUUAUGGCCUUUCACACAACCAUUAUAAGGAGGACUAUUACCUAACUCCAGACAAGCUGUGGAUCCCCCUGCGCUGGAUUGCUCCUGAGCUGCUGGAGGAGUUCAGAGGAUCUCUCAUUGUUACAGACCAAACCAAGACCAGCAAUGUGUGGUCCUUGGGGGUGGUCAUAUGGGAGCUAUUCGAAUUUGGCUCUCAGCCCCACAGGCACCUGAGUGACGAAGAGGUGUUGACCUUCGUCAUUAGGGAGAGACAGAUCACGCUGGCCCAGCCCAGACUCAAACUGUCGCAUGCAGACUACUGGUAUGAGAUCAUGCAGUCCUGCUGGCUACCUCCGUCUCAACGCCCCUCCGUGGCAGAGAUAUUCCUCCUCCUCUCCUCCCUCCUGGCCGCUGAGCGAGGAAUGGCGAGGGGGAGUGGCGGGGAGGACGAUGAAGAGGAUGAGGAAUAUGAGGAGGGUAGAGGAAGGAGAGCGGAGAGCGAAGAGUCGUUUGAAAGACGCUGGGACUUACUGCGCCCGCCUAGCUUUCAGUCUGCAGCGAGCAAGCGUAGAGAGAGGGAGUACGGCAGGGAAGACAACUCCUACCCGCUGCUGGACCCUGUAGGGAACUGUAUCACCACGUCCUCGUCUGAACUGGACGACAUCCUGACAGUCACAGAAACCAGCAAAGGUUUGAACUUUGAGUAUUUCUGGGAAAAGGCUCAUGCCAGAAGAGGCUACAAACCUCUCCCUCCUCCUCAGCCAAUUCCCACCACAAACAAUAACCACCGACAGUCUUUGGACACACCCACCGUGGUGCCGGUGAUAAGCGCCCGUAGCCCCUCCCUCGCCAGCGAGUACUACAUCAGAUUAGAGGAGCACACUCCCCAGGACAAGUCGCCGACUCUUAAAGGGAGGACUCAAUCCUCUUUCCGCUCUGACUCGAUCUGCUUGGGAGCCAUGGAGCUGGUGGAGAUUCGCAGUGGGUUGCUGGGAAAAGAGCGAGUCCCUUACUGUUCCUCUGACAAGUAUGGAAAAGGCCUCCAGACCGUCAGAUCAAGUGAGACUCAACUCCAGGUGCCCAACACAGGUGUGGCUGAAUUCAGAGACAGUUCGAGCAGAGUGACUGACUUUUCAGUAGUUGAUUUAGGAGAUGACGAUGAGGAGGACAUGAGAAGGGGUAGUGAGGGAAAUAGAAAAUCUCAAGCCCCGGUCCUUCCUCCCAAGCCUCGCUCUAUGUCCAUGUCAUCAGCAAACCACCUGCACUCGCGCCCUCUGCCCGCCCCUCCACUCAGUUAUCGAGGACUGCCUCACUAUACCGUCGGUGGAAAAAUCGAAACAGACCCCCAUCACAUGAGCAGCUGUCCACAUUCUACCUUCGAUCACCUGGGGUUCCAUCGGCCUCGACAGACCCUCCCCCCGUCUCCGUCCCUCUCCCCGUCCCUUCCCCCGUCAAGCCAUCCCAUUUACCCCCAACCUCCUCAAGUGGGUGCCCCGCCCCUCCCUCCACACUCCAAGCCACAAAGAAUCUGCCCCAGCUACAAUACGGCAGAGACUUAUUCAAGAUACAGUAGGCCGCAGAUUCAGAGAUACAGUAGAGACCCAUUAUCCUGUGACUUGUCUGACAGAGAAGGUGGUAGCAGGCACCUGCCAUCAGUCCACAACUCAAGGGAGGCUUCUCAUUCUCGCGCAAAAGACUUUGACUCUCCCGUUCGUCGGGAAAACCCACUUCGCCCCAUUUAUCGCAAUUUGCCCCGACCUCAGCCCACGAACCCCCAGAUUGACAGACAGUCUUCGUCCAGUCCCACUUACUCAGAUGAGGAUGACUCUCCCUUCAUGUCCCCUGAGAGACCCAGCGGCGGGACUACCGUCACUCACUCCAGCCUAUCUGAAGAUGCAGACCCAGCAUGCGCCGAGCUCUUCUCCAGGGGAAUGAAAAGGACACAGUCACGCCUCGACACUAUCCUGCCUGCCAUUUGGAGGGAAGAUGCUGAACUUCAUGCAGAACGUGUGGCUGCUGCCAAGAAAUCCCCCAUGCAUCUGUUUCUGACAGAGAUAGCUAGUGUGACAGAGUCCAGUGAGUCCAAGUCAGAGGCUUCCUGGGAGGGACAGAAGGAGGAGAAACGAGAUGGAGAGAGAUGGGGGAACUUUGUGGUGCCCAACAGAGGGAUGCGCCGCUCCCAGUCGCUGAUAACAGAGCUGGGGUCAGCGGGACAUUCGUGGGGACCAGAGAAAUGUAACAACAGGGAAGAAGCGGAGUACGACAAUACAGUCACUAAAGACUCAUUCCAGAGGGAUCUUUUCCUCACAGAGAUCGACACAGGAAGGAUGGACACAGAUCCGGAGGGAGGAUCAAUGACCGAUCCAGUAAAAUACCUUUAUCCUUCAGGAUCCAGAUUGCGUCCCUAUGUCUGUGCUCCAGGACUUCCCACAUACACCGAGGCCGAGGAAGCCUAUUCAAAGGGUAUGCGGAGGUCUCGCUCUCUCCUCUCUGAGAUCACCAUCGGAAAGCAGGAUGCUGAGUUUCAGCCGACUGAGAAGGAGUCGCCGAGAACAGAAAUGACCAGAGAGGAGUUCCUCAAGGAGAUCCAAUCAGCAGAGACCUUUCUGACUGAAAUCAUAUCCAGACAAAACACUUCUACAAACAGGAUAGAAACGGAUACAUCUUACUCCCCUACUCCACUGUCUCCGGAAUACGAGUCCAUAUGCAUUGACCCAAGCGCCGCUCAGACCAUCAGAUUUCAGUCGGAGAGCUCAUUACGAGCGUCACAAAAAGGCAAAGAGGAAACAACAACCGAGGCCAUCUACGCACAAGUGACCAAGCGUGCUAAAAAGAGUGAGAUAAAGGUUUCUAUGAAACCAGAGAUACCAGUCCUUCAUAUAGGAUCAAAUAAAACACCUCUUAAACCGGACUGUGAACGAAGCAAUGUUGAAAACGGACAAUCUGAUGAGUUUGUGUUUUCUGAAAUCAUGCCCAAAAAUGGUCUGUUGCACAACCAAACGCCUGCAUUCCACAAAGAAGAGGAAGAGAGUUCAGAUGGACCCGCUUUACCUGCUAGAGGAGAGCAAAUAGCUCACUCAGAGCACUCUCCAUCUGAGUCAACUCCGAGUGUUAAAGAAUACAACCUGAACAAAUCGCUAAUUAUGAAUGAAGAAGGUAGUCAAAAGGCUGCUGGUACGGGGAAUGGUGAGUUAAUGAAAGAAAACCUGCAUGGCAGCGGAACCGAGAGAACAACUCAAACAGCUCAAAAGCCAGGUACCACGACAUAUGAUCCUCAUAAAGGAAAGUACCAAACUGAUGACGUUUAUGGGGUGGUCUCUGAACACAUUAGAGAAGCUGAUUUGGAGAAUUUUGGAGAACAUUUGGGUUCCCAGAAAGAUGAUGCGACAAAAACUGAGAAUUUCCUUCAUGACAGUGACACUGGCGAGGAGAAACACUGUCACGCUGCUGAAAAGUCCCUCAUCCCAGCAGCCACUCCAACCUCUCCAGACUUGGAUCCAUCCUUUGACGUCUCACUCAUCACCCCAACCGACUCGGCCCUGUCGCCCAUGACCUCCAACUCAGCCGACUGCCUCACACCUAGUGACUCCUGGACGAGCGGUGAAGGAGGGGUUGGAGGAGGCGGGUGGCGAGCUCUGGGAAAUGAAACACCACAUCGAGACUCUGCCUAUUUCUCAGACAGCGAGGUGGAGGGGGAGGGCAUGAACAGGAGGAGCAGCGAUGGACUUUUUACUUCCAGGCCGAGCGGCGGUCGAGGAGGGGAUCGUGGAACUCUGACAGGAAUUGAGGAAAAAACUGAGGAGGAGGCAGAGUUAGGAGAAAAGAGCCCAUUGAGAAAUAGCAUACAUCUGUCAGAUAACAAAAGGGAAAUUGGAGAAAUAAUUGAACUGUGUGAGGGAACCGGGACUCCAAUUCAACAUGCUACAGGAAAAGCCAUCUUCAAUUUCGGUGAUGACAGAAAUAUUCUAAACAAAGGGCUGGAGUCAACACAGAGAGACGAUUUUGGCAUUUUUCAAAACGAAAGUAAAGAGUCAACACUGCUGUGUGAUGAUCCUCAGGCUAAGGACCGUGUUGACGUAAUUGACAAAUUGUUCUCAAAAUUAAACGACGAGCCACUGAAAGGACCGCACAGCUGUGGGUAUCCAAAGGACAACAACUUCCAAGAAGGCGUCGUCUCUCUAAAAACUGAUUGCACACACCAGGACUCUGGAGGGAACAAUUUAAAUCUACAAUCCAAGAGCAUCGCUGAGACAAAUCAUUUGAUUGAAUCGGAAUCUGGCAGCCGGUCAAACGAUUGUGUGUUAAGGCCCAGCAAUAAAAAAUACACAAGUGUUACAGAAGCAGGUGUUGAUCUGUCUGCACUGGAAUCACUCAAACCUGGAGAUGACACUGCGGAAUAUGUAACCCAACCAGAAGUUGACAAAAGAGAAUCGAGAUUAUCAAAACUUUAUGGCAUUCAAACCGAAGAGUCCCCUCUCGGCGAUGACACCCUGUCAGCAGUUGAGCCGUGUGAUGAUGGGAAGUCCGUCUAUGAUAAAUCGAGUGGUUCGACCUGUCCUUCUUGGGCCGAGGAGGGUGCUGAAGAGCCCGAGGGAGGUGAAGAGAGGCCCGGUCUCGACCACAACGAGCUGGGCCUGAGGAACCUCCGUUGUUCAGACGGCAGCGAGCACAAGAAGGUCACGACAGAGACAGAGAAACAGCUGGCUGCCGCAGAGCUGAGUAACGCCAUGAAGGAAAAGUCGCCCUUGAGAGGAGCAGCCAGUCGGGUGGACUCCGCUAACAGUGCAGAAAAAGACUCAUGCGAGGGACUGGAUGUGAAGACCAAAGAGCUGUGGAGCGCUCUGGAAGAGGAUGAGGAAAAGGCCGUUUCUGGCGUAGUUAGCGGAGAGUUUGACUGCCACCGCUUUUCACAGUCAAGCGACUUGCGUUUGUGGCCUGAUGAAAAUGACCAGUGGGCCUCUCCGGAGAGGAGAUGCCAAGACGCUGAACUGAGAGCGGAACUCUUCUCCGGGUUCAUUGAUAAGGCGUGGGAGGUGGGGGAGAGGCUGGUUGUGGGUCAGGAGUUUUGGGAGACUGAAGAAAACGAUGAACUUGCAGGAAGCGAACAGCACCCUGCCAUCUUGGAGGGCUGCGAAGAAACCUGGAACGAUGAAACGCAAGGACUUGCUGGUAAACUUGCCGUUAAGGAAGCAUGGGAAUCCUCCGCCGAUAAUGAGCGACAGGCUCUCAAUGUGUUGGAUGUGCAACAGGAGGAAAAUAUUGAGGACUUAGGGGAAAUUGGCACAUUUAACAAAGAUCUAAAAAGAGAAACCUCGGAAAUGGAAGUAGAGAAUAGAGAAAUUCCAGAGCAGGAGUCCUUGGAAAAAGGAGAGAUGGUGAUUUUGUCAGACGCAGACACAGUCCAGGAUGGGGAAGAUCUGCUAGACUGCAGCGGAACAGAGGAAAAUCUGAAUUUUAACAGAUGGCCUCAGAAGAACCUACAAAACGAAGGACUGACCUCAGCUGAGCUUGUUGACAACGAGAAAGGCUCUAAUUUAGAGAACUGCUUCAGUCACACUUUGGAUAACUCAAAUAUAACCAUUUGCAUCACCGAAGCUCCAGAUGACAACAUUUCAGACCUGGAAAAUGUUGAAUCAGGUGCAGAUUCGGAGCCUGAAAUGAGGCCAUGGCUUGCUAGGCAACAUAUAGAAGAGACAGUAAGCAUUAUGAAUGAAGAAGAUGAUUACAGAGACAUGCCUUCUCCACCCAAUCCCAUCUCUUGUCCAAGUGACCUUGAUGUGCAGGACGAGCCAGAUCAGUCUUAUCCACAGGAAGACAAUUUCAGCUCAGUAGAUUUCCCUAGUCCUCCAACAAGCAUAGACCUUGAUGUACAAUAUGAUAAAUUGGAGAGUUUAGACGACUCGUUUCCUAGUCCACCACCAUCUGUUAUAGAGGCAGAGGAAUUUAUUAGUCACAUUAAUCUAGAAGACUUUAUUGCUAGCCCUGAGACAGAGCCGUAUAUUACCCCGACUCACGUCGCCAAUGUUUCAGAGCCGACUCUGCAAGAAUCCCCACCCGCCGUAACUCAGAGUAAAGGGAUCUCCGCCAAUCUGAACCCUCCCUCUGUGCACAUAACCCCGGCUGAUGAGAGCAACUUUGCAUCUGUCAUAAAAAGGCAGGAUGAAGAUAAUAAUCUGUUCCAGAAAACAUCCUCUGCCUCCCCAUCUUCCCCCCAAGUUCCCCUCAACGAUCUCCCAGAAUUACUCAUUUCUGAGUGGAAAGAUUUGGACGAAGAGCCCCUGGAGGACUUUGAAAAACUGGAACAACUGUGUUGCAUAUCUGGAGACGAGGAAGACUGUCUUGGUGAUAUUUUUCUGGGGAACCUAGAGCUGCUGGAGUCUUUGAAGAAAACACCCGAGCUGAGGGGCAGCAGUCUUGGUGAUAGCAGUACAGGUGACUCCCAAACUCCUCAGGGGAGCGCGGUGGAGGAUCGGACCUCCGAUAACUCUGACAAACUGAUCCUGGACUCUGAAGAGGAGAAGAAUGACAGGCAGGGUUCAUCAACAGCUGAUGUCAAAGAUCAGGGCUCUCUCUGUAAGAUGACGAAAAAGAAUGGCCUCAUGAUGCAGGUGUGUGAGGAGAGGCUUCAGUUCUCCCUCAGUGAAAAUGUGAAAACAAACGUGCUGUGGGGGUCGACUGUUAAAGACACAGUGAAGCUGCGGCCCUGGGGGGAACAAAUCAAAGAGAGCAGCAGUGAGCUGGUCACUGUCGUAGAACAAAAAGAGGAUGAAAGCCAAGAGGAUCAUGAAAGUUCCCCCGGCACUCAGGCGCCCACCGAUGCUGAUGAAACUAAAGCUGAGCCGCUCACUGUGAUUGAACAACCUGAGGUCACAACCCCUCAGCCGACUGCAAACCAGGCAAUGAAAGCAAAACUAGCUCGUCUCUCUCUCGCCCUCCCUCCACUCGCUCUGACUCUUCCCCUCAUCCCCGCUGGUAGAGGAGGUUAUGGGGACGGUGCAAUUGGAAAUCGGAUCGGAAGGCGGAGAUGCAUGUCCGCAGGGAGCGACCCUGACGACGAGGAGGAGGACGAACAGGAGGACGAAAGCUCCAAGAGGAUGAUUGUUGUCACGGAAACAGAUGUGGACAAACGUGUCGGCCUGAGGAGUCUCCUGAAAUCCCCCAAAGAGCCGAUGGACCGAGAGAGGGACCGAGGAAGAAAUGUGUCCUUUUUUGAUGAUGUCACAAUCUAUCUUUUUGAUCAGGAAACUCCGACAAGUGAGUUGAGCAGUUCAGCCCCGACAAGUCCAGCCCCAGUGUCCGUCAAAAGCACCAAGCUGGAUUUGCGUAGUAAGAUCAUAAUCUUUGGCCCAACAUCAAGAGCAAAGAAUUGAAAAGGAAAGAGGAUUUAUCACUCAAACCAAGGUCGCCUGCGGGGGCCAAAUCAGUGACAUCAUCGCGCUUCACUGUCAGCCCUGCCAACGACCCCCACUUGGUGUGAUGUUUCAUUGCGUGGGAAACCUUUAGAGCUGAACCCUCUUGGACUGGCCAGUGAAUUAACCACAACAACCAGCCAUUCACCCAGAGGCUAUUUUUUUAUUGAAGAGGCAAUUCGAAGAAUGGAUCCCGUUCUAAAAGCUGGACACAUUCCAGGUUUUACCAGCGACAGGAUUUUGUAUGACAGUGGUUGUUGUGCUCCUGCCUGCCACUAUUUACAGAGCGUAUUCAUAGCCUUCAGCUACAAAAGUCUUUGGAAGAGGCAGCAUAUACUACAAGAGGAGCUCGGAGCUUUGUUGACAGCUAUGCAGUGGGAUCUUGCUGUGUACCAGCUAACCUUCUCUUUUUCUUCUUCAUUUUGUUGUGUUAUUCCCCAGAUGUGCGGGGAAUGCCCUUUCUUUGGUCAUUGAUCUAACUAUGUAAACACUUGGAUUACAGUCCUCUCUUUAUUAAAGAAGUUUUUCAUUGCAGUCAGUCAGUUGUUCUUGUAGGCAGCCGUUUGGACCAGAAAUUGCUUGACUCCUGUAUUUGAGAAUACUCAUUUGUACAAAUGUCAUCAUACAAGUGAAACCAAUAUCAUUUUAGAGCUGUUUACUUUUAGAUGUAUUCUUAGACUGCACGGAAAAUGAAAACAGCUAUGCUUCUUCAUACUUUCAGUUGUAAAAAUAUUCCUCUUAUGUUAUUAAUUUAUAUUAUUGACAUUUGUUACAUUGUUAAAUUAUUUCUGUAAAGCGAGUUUUUAUGCAAUAUUUUUUUUAUUUAUUAAUCUGUUUAUUUAUUUUCUUUAAGCAAUUAGCAUAUAUUAACUUAGCUAUUAUUUGUUUGGGACUGAAUGCAUCUAGGUUAUACCUUCUCUAAGAUCUUCAUAACAAAUAAAUCAAAAUAUUUUCCCAAACGUGUUAAUUGCUAAAAAAGUAUUUUGUAUAAUUUGACUUGUUAAUAUAUGCCAAUCCGUAUGGAAAUAUGUCCUGUAAUGUGUAAUUAUUUUCCAAUGUCUAGGAUUUUUUUAGCUGUCUCGUCAUUAUUUUACCUGGUUUAAAGACCAUUAAUGUAGCUUAGCAUGAAAAAAUCAAAGCCUUUCAACAGUAAAUAACUCCAUUUGUUAGUGUAGGGCUGUUUGUUUGUGUUAAUUUACCCUAUUUUCUACUAAUUACAGUCCAUUCUGCAGUCCGGGUCCAACUAGUCCUAAUCCACAAGUUUUGUCUGUUUAAAUGUUGGUUUAAAACCUGUAUUGUUUAAAGAAUGGUUUUCAAGGGGUAAUUAAAAACAAGGGGAAAUAAAAACUACAAAUGUGAACCUGUUAUUGAACCAUUUCAUGGAAAUAAAUUGUAUUGUUUUGUAAUUGUAAA
Messenger RNA from Gasterosteus aculeatus aculeatus (three-spined stickleback), 9798 nucleotides. Lineage: Eukaryota; Metazoa; Chordata; Actinopteri; Perciformes; Gasterosteidae. The record is from RefSeq and is a predicted model, not a curated record.